Messenger RNA from Melampsora larici-populina 98AG31, 1245 nucleotides. RefSeq lists its product as uncharacterized. NCBI's taxonomy places the organism in Eukaryota, Fungi, Basidiomycota, Pucciniomycetes, Pucciniales, Melampsoraceae. The record is from RefSeq and is a predicted model, not a curated record. The transcript has 7 exons. The coding region runs from base 1 to 1245 and encodes 414 amino acids.
AUGCCCUGCUUGUUUGAUCCCGACGCUCCCGGUGUAUCCAAACAGAUGAUGUUGGAUUGGAUACACAUUAACCACCCAAAGACUAUAAUCCGAUCGAGAAUCGACCCACUUAGUCUGGCACAGUUGGUGCGAUCACUCCAACCAGAAUUAGACUUUCCAAACUCGGCAAGUAACACAUCAACUCAUUUAAGUGCGGCCGAAGGUGCUUCAGAGAUCGACACAUCUGGUAAUAUCGCAAACGGUCAGAUCGUCACUUCAGGCAUCGGGAUCUCUGGUGCUACAGCAAACUAUCCAAAAAUCCGAUCAAUUCAAGAACUUCAAGAUUUAAAACCAGCGAUUCCACCGUCCCUCAACCCGACCACAGGUACUGCACGCCAGGGAAAGAGAGUUGCAUCGUCAGAGAUUAAAAAAAGCCCAAAAACUACCGAGACAGAGGCUCGUGGUACUAGUUCCAAGAUCACCAAAAAGAAAAAGAUCAAUCACUCCUCGCGAUCUGUCAACAAAUCUACUGCUUCACUUGGCGCUAUCAGUCCUCAGAGCGGCAACCCACCGACUUUACCUGCGAUCGUAGCCUCAGGUCAAUCUCCUGUUUUUGAUGAAGAUGAACAGGAUCUCAAGAAUCUUCGAGACUCCAUUCGAAUGCCAGUCUUACCUUUAGCCACCUCUAUCACCAAGCCAGAUAUAGCCACGAACAAAUCGACAACACCACAAGUGGUUUCUACUGAGAUGAACGGCCCCACUCGUUCCAAAAAACCAAAGGAUGUCGGACCUGCUGAUCUGAUUGAGUUCUCAGAUAAUGAGCUGAUGGAUGCUGGGAACCUUGUGCUAGGGAAAGAUAUCCCCCCGAUUUUGAUCAAUAAUAUGACUAAGACAAAGUCUGGUGUUGAUGUGUUUUUGGAAGAAAGGGGACGAGAGCAACGUAUUUGCCAGCUUGAAAAUUCGCUUGCUCAGGUGUUGGACGGAGUUGAGCAAUUGAGAGAAGAGAAUUAUCAAUUCGCGAUGAAAUUCAAAGACUUAGAAAACGUCACCAAAUCGACUGAGGCAGUCAACAAUCGUCUUGACAGAAAGGUACAGAUCAUUGAGAGACUUGAACCCAUGGUCACUCAUCUGCAAGCUCAAGUGGACACAUUACGUCACAACUUUGACGAUCAUCAUGAAGACGUAGUCACUCACGGGCAGAUACUUGAGAGGUUGAUGCAGGAAGACGAGGACGAGGAGGAUACAGAAGAUGCUGAUGAUGCCUGA